AUGAGGACGGGUCUGUUUGGGUUUGCUGCUGCUGGCGGUGGUCGGCUGCUGAUCGCAGUGGCUGUGGUGGUGGUGAUGGCAGCACUGGCUGUGCCUGCCACCCCUGCACUGGCAGCCUCCACACCAAACAUUCUGGUGCUGUUCGCGGACGACCUUGGCUUUGGCGAUCUGUCGUCCAUGGGGCACCCCACAAUCCGCAGCCCCAACAUUGACCAGCUGAUGCAUGAGGGCUUGCGCUUCACCCAGUGGUACUCCGCCUUCCACGUCUGCUCGCCAAGCCGUGCAAGCAUGAUGACUGGUCGCAUUCCCAUUCGCGUCGGCUGCGCCGGUGCAACGUGGACCGGCGGUGUCUUCGAUCCCUCCUCUGUCGGCGGCCUUCCCCUCAACGAAACAACAAUGGCUGACGUGCUGAAGACCAAAGGCUACGCAACGGCAGCCAUCGGCAAAUGGCACCUGGGUCAGCAGCCCAAGUUUAUGCCUACAAACCGUGGCUUUGACUCUUACAUUGGCGUUCCCUUCUCCGUCGACAUGGGAAAAUCUGCUUGGUACGAUACGUCCCCGGAUCCGCCGCUGCCUCUCGUCCGCGAUCUCGAUGUGAUUGAGCAGCCUAGUUUGCCGACGAGGUACUUUGCUGUCUUGUUGUUGUUGUUGUUGUUGUUGUUGUUGUUGUUGUUGUUGUUGUUGUUGUUGUUGUUGUUGUUGUUGUUGUUGUUGUUGUUGUUGUUGUUGUUGUUGUUGUUGUUGUUGUUGUUGUUGUUGUUGUUGUACAGUGUCUGA
Salpingoeca rosetta is the source of this 777-nucleotide messenger RNA. RefSeq lists its product as uncharacterized. Gene Ontology annotation, molecular function: arylsulfatase activity. The transcript has 10 exons. Lineage: Eukaryota; Choanoflagellata; Craspedida; Salpingoecidae. The coding region runs from base 1 to 777 and encodes 258 amino acids. The record is from RefSeq and is a predicted model, not a curated record.